Molecule: messenger RNA, 2680 nt
Organism: Prorocentrum cordatum
Lineage: Eukaryota; Dinophyceae; Prorocentrales; Prorocentraceae
Source: the annotation of a GenBank genome assembly
GUGGCGGCCGCGCGGCGCACGACGGCGCCGUGUCCCACGCCCAUUGGGAUCAGCGUCGUCGACCACGCCGCAGCCCUGCUGCAGCCAGAGCUCAACGCGCGCAUCGAUGAGCUCGACGGGGCACCGCUGCCCGAAUACCACCCCCCGCGGGCCAGCCUGCGGGCCGCGUGCUGCACGCGCGCUGACGCAGUCCCGUGGCUGCUCGCACCGCCAGCAGCCGCCCCCGUCGCGGGAGGAGCGCGCCGCCCGCGGCCCGCGCACCCGCUCACGCCAGCGCAGCACAUCACCGCGGCCUGGGACGCGCCCACGUCGCAACCCACUCAAGCCAACCCGCUGGAUUCGCCCAGUCAGGUGCCGAGCGGCGUACACAGCGCGCUGCAGUGGAUGAAGCAUUGCCUGGACCUCGAGCACUGGGCCUCGGCGCAAGUCAGGUCGACUCUUGCCCUUGAGGUCCGGGCAGUUCUGCCCCCAGAUUACAGCGGGCCGCUCCGCUGCAGGGAGUUGCUGGGGGCAUCCGGGCACGCAAACCUGGCCGUGCGCGAUGAUAUCGAGCGCGGCUUCCCGAUGGCAGGGCCCAUGUCCGACUCCAUGCUCUUCGCCGGCGCGGGCGCUGGACAGCUGCCUAGCCGUCGAGACCUAGCGGAUGCACUGCAGCACGCGCUCCUGCGCAGGGACCACACGCUGAAGGAGCUCCUGAGCAGACCGCGCAGGGGGCCCGGCACGCAGGACAUCCUACGCCAGACGCAGGAAGAUGUUGCGGCCAGAAAGAUGGAGGGCCCAUGGGAGGUGCACCUCGGCCGCGAUGGCGAGAUCGUGAGCACGGUGCCGUUCGCGGAAUGGCUGCCGACGCAGCGGUUCCCCAGGGUGCAACACCGCGCGGCGACAAGCUAUGAUGUGCGGCCAAUCGACAACUGCACCGCGAGCGGCCUCAACCCCGCAGCCGCGGCCAUCGAGGCCAUGCGAGUCACGGGCCUCUCCGCGCUCAUGGCCACCAUCGAGCACGUGGCUGAACUUUUUCAGGGCUGGGGCAUCGACGGUGAACCGCUCCUCGCGAAAGGGGGCCACAAGAAGGGGCACCGCCAGUGGCCCGUGCGGCCCGACGAGCGCAAGCACGUAGUCACGCUGAUCUGGAGCGACGACGCGGGCACCGAGGGAGGCUUCCUCGCCUUCGCCCACAGGGCCCUGCCUUUUGGCGCCUUUGGCGCCGUCUGGGGAUACGCGCGCGUGGGCGGAAGCGUGUGUCACGUGCUGCAGCGACUGUUCGCGGUCCCUCAGAUGGCGUGCGUCCAUGAUUUCUCCCGCUCUUCACCGCGCCGAGUCGCCGCGCUGCAGCAGUGGAUCUUCGGCCAACUGCACGCUCUACUCGGCGUCCCGCUGAAGGCCGAGAAGGGGCAGGCCCCCGCGCAGCGGCUCGAGAUACUGGGCCUGGAAGCAGCCGCAACGACACAGUGGUCAGGGCUACGCCUUACCGAGAAGCGGCGAUCCCAGCUCCUGCAAGCCGUGGAAGAAGCAUCCCGCCUCGCGCGCCUGACCGCCAGGGACGCGUCCCGCCUGGGGGGGCAGCUGGGGUUCGGAAGCACCGCGCUCUUCGGGCGAGUGGGCCGCGCGUGCACCCGGGUUAUCAGUGCUCACAGAGGCGGCUGGACCGAGGAACUCGGGUACGGCCUCCGCUGGUGGCGCUCGCCCCUGACCAUGCCGCUGCACUAUUACCGGGAUCAUGAAUGCAAACGGAGACACGCGGUCGCCUGGGUAGACGGCUCCUGGGAAUGGGCUACCGGCGCGGGCGCGUUCGGCGCCGUGCUACUGACCGCCGAAGAAGGCUGGAGCUUGUCAGCAGAGAUCACCGAAAACUUCAGGCAGGAGCUGCGCAAGACCGGCAAGCGACAGCGCAAUACCCAAUCGGAGCUACUUGCCGCCCCCAUGUUGCUGCUGUCUUGCCCCGAGCAGCUUCGCGGCCGCAGCUUGGUCCUGCGCGAAGACAACCAGGCCGCGCUGGAGAACAUCCUGGCCGGAUCCGCCGCGGAUCCCGACAGAGGCAAAGGCGGACGAGAUGCAGCAGCUCUCCCAGAUGCACGCCCUGGUCGCGAUUCGCCACCGCGAUUGCCACCCUUCCUGCAGACCGAGCCCGAGACGUGGGCCGCGGUCGUCACGGCCGCCCGCGCUCCCCAACAGUGGACCGCGCGCGCCGAGCGCGCGAAAGCAGCCGCCCGCCUCGGUGCCACUGACGGCCCCACCGUCGCCGGCCUGCUUGGCCGGGUCACCUGGGACGCGCACGACGGCAACGUCACGCUGGGCUGGUUGCAGCUGCCGCGCAAGGGCAUCGUGGCGCAGGCCACGCACUACCACGACGGGUUGGCACAGGUACUCUGCAUGGCGUUUAGGCAGGCCUACCCUGGGCACGCGUGCACAACCACUGCGAUGCGCCAGGGCGGGCUUCCUCAGUGGCCGCGAGCCGCCGCCGAGUGCAUCGCCUGCCUGCGCGCCCGGGUCAACGCGCCCAAAACGGACUGCGAGUGGGUCAACGGCUACGCGGAGCCCCACGUCGCGGAUCCCACCGACGUCGUCGCGGGCUUCUUCCGCAUCCCCGUCGAGGGGGCGCGGGCCAUGCAGGGUAGCGCCGGGCUGGCGCGACGGGGCUUCCCACUGUGCGCGGCGUUGCAGGCGCCGUGCGAGGGGGCCG